AUGGCCCGCGGGGGCUCGGAGCAGGUGCGCUACUGUGAGCGCUUCUCGUACCUAUGCCUCAAGUUUUCGCUCGUCGCUUAUUCGUCAUUCUUCUGGCUGGUCGGGGCUCUGAUCCUGGUGGUGGGGAUCUACGCCGAGGUGGAGCGGCAGAAGUACAAGACCCUGGAGAGCGCCUUCCUGGCGCCGGCCAUCAUCCUCAUCCUCCUCGGGAUCGUCAUGUUCGUGGUCUCCUUCGUGGGGGUCCUGGCCUCCCUCCGGGACAACCUGUGUCUCCUCCAAGCGUUCAUGCACAUCCUGGGCCUCUGCCUCAUCAUCGAGCUCAUCGGGGGCGUCGUGGCCCUGAUCUUCAGGAACCAGACCAUUGAGUUCCUGAACGACAACAUCCGGAGAGGAAUCGUGAACUACUACGACGACCUGGACUUCAAGAACAUCAUGGACUUCGUCCAGGAGCAGUUUAAGUGCUGCGGCGGCGAAGACUACACAGACUGGAACCAGAACCAGUACCACAACUGCAGCGGGCCCGGGCCCCUGGCUUGCGGCGUCCCCUACACCUGCUGCGUCCGGAAUAAGGUGACCAUCGGGGUGGGGGGGCCUCGCUCUGGCCCGGGGCCAGUUUUGUCCCCCGUGAAAUGCCCCCGAAUGCGGCCGUUUUCCUUCUGUUGCUCUCUUACAUUUUCUGCCUUUAUACUGUGAGAGCCUGCCGGGGCGGCCUCUUCCCCUCACCGGCCUCCUUCCUAGUCUGUGGCACACGGAGAAGGCGGACGGCCCAGCGGUUAGAGCCGCGUGAAAAGAAGGACCAAAGGGGGGGGGGCAGGGACGCUGGGACAGCUUUUUGGUGCGUUUGUUUGUUUCUUGUCUGUUCUGAAUAGGCAGCGACGCAGGUAGCCCAGGUGCCCCGAAUCACAGCUUUCCUUUUU
Messenger RNA from Gracilinanus agilis (Agile Gracile Mouse Opossum), 917 nucleotides. RefSeq names its product tetraspanin 15 (gene TSPAN15). Bases 1 to 693 code for a protein of 230 amino acids. The record is from RefSeq and is a predicted model, not a curated record. NCBI's taxonomy places the organism in Eukaryota, Metazoa, Chordata, Mammalia, Didelphimorphia, Didelphidae. Gene Ontology annotation, cellular component: membrane. The transcript is spliced from 5 exons.